Molecule: messenger RNA, 6712 nt
Organism: Mugil cephalus (flathead mullet)
Lineage: Eukaryota; Metazoa; Chordata; Actinopteri; Mugiliformes; Mugilidae
Gene: xpr1a
Product: xenotropic and polytropic retrovirus receptor 1a
Exons: 15
Coding region: 560-2647 (695 amino acids)
Biological process (GO): cellular response to phosphate starvation; phosphate ion transport
Cellular component (GO): cytoplasm; Golgi apparatus; plasma membrane
Molecular function (GO): inositol hexakisphosphate binding
Source: RefSeq, a predicted model, not a curated record
GGAGUUAAUGCCCGUGUUAUAACCUUAUCUCGUCUUUAUUUACAGACAACAACAAGCUCCAUAAACAGCCGCGCCUGCACAGAAACAUUACGGAAGUGGAAGCUAGCACAUAGUGGGAUCUCUGGGUUAAUUACCAACAGUUUUCAGGAGGUCCCAGCAGCUCCCAGAGCCACUGCGCGUUCUGCUGACGCAACCACGUCAACUGUAGUUCAUAGCGAUGGCGGACCGCAGUGUCCCCACACCAGUACAGGGAGGGACCGAGCAAAGUCACUGAGUCACUCUCACUGGGACCCGCUGCUCCGCCGUUUAACCACCUGUUAAAGAGACCGUUGCCACUGCAGUCCCUCCCGUGAAAUAGUAUGUGGGACGGGAUCUGCUCGGAGUGCACGGACCGGGACGAGGCAGAAGUAGAGUGAGAAGGAGUGGAGUGCGCCGGGCUGUGACGCACCGCAUGUUGAGCCAGCAAGUUGAUUGAUACAACUAAAGUCGCGUCGACGGGGAACGGGGACAGCCGCGCUCGGAUUUAACGGAGCUCUGAGGGGACGCGUGUUCCGGCAAAAUGAAAUUCGCGGAGCAUCUUUCGUCCCAUAUCACUCCGGAGUGGAGGAAACAGUAUCUUCAGUAUGAGGCAUUCAAGGAAAUGCUGUAUGCUGCCCAGGACCAAGCUCCAUCCGUAGAAGUCACAGAUGAAGACACAGUGAAGAGAUAUUACGCUAAAUUUGAAGAGAGGUUUUUCCAGACCUGUGAGAAAGAGCUUCUGAAAAUCAACACAUUCUAUUCAGAAAAACUUGCUGAAGCCCAGAGACGAUCUGCCACACUGCAGAAUGAACUGCAGUCGUCACUGGACGCUCAGCGCGAGAGCAAUGCUCCGCCCGGCCUGCGGAAACGAAAGACGAUGUUCCACCUGUCGCAGGAGGAGCGCUGCAAACACCACAACAUCAAGGACCUGAAGCUAGCCUUCAGCGAGUUCUACCUCAGCCUCAUCCUGCUCCAGAACUACCAGAACCUGAACUUCACUGGUUUCCGUAAGAUCCUGAAGAAACAUGACAAGAUCCUGGAUACUCCUCGUGGGGCCGACUGGCGUGUGGCCCACGUGGAGGUGGCGCCUUUCUACACAUGCAAGAAGAUCACACAGCUCAUCUCUGAGACGGAGGCCAUCGUGACCACAGAGCUGGAGGGAGGAGAUCGCCAGAGGGCCAUGAAGAGGCUGAGAGUUCCUCCACUGGGGGCAGCUCAGCCUGCUUUGGCCUGGACAACCUUUCGCGUGGGUCUCUACUGCGGCUUCUUCAUCAUUCUUGCCAUCGCCUUCAUUCUCUCCGGUGUUGCGUUUAUCCACAACGAGAACAUGUGGCCCCUGGUGCGGAUCUAUAGGGGCGGUUUCCUUUUGAUCCAGUUCCUCUUCCUGUUGGGCAUCAACACGUAUGGAUGGAGGCAGGCUGGAGUCAACCACGUCCUGAUUUUUGAGAUCAAUCCCAGAAACAACCUCUCACACCAACACCUGUUUGAGAUUGCUGGCUUCCUGGGCGUGCUGUGGUGUCUCAGCAUCCUCUCCUGUGUCUACUCAGACUACAUCUACAUACCGAUGCAGAUCAACCCUCUCAUCCUUUAUGGCUUCAUGGUGCUUUUCCUCAUCAACCCCUUCAAGACCUGCUACUACAAAUCCCGUUUCUGGCUCUUGAAGCUGCUGUUCCGUGUGUUCACCGCACCGUUUCACCGAGUUGAAUUUGCAGACUUCUGGCUGGCCGAUCAGCUCAACUCUCUAGUGUUUGUUCUGAUGGACCUGGAGUAUCUCAUCUGCUUCUACAUCUUCGAGCUGCAGUGGAGCGACAGCAAGGGCCUGCUACCCAAUGUCAAAGAUCCCAGUGAAUUCGUGUGUCACAGCUACUCGUACGGUCUGCGCGCCAUCAUCCAGUGUCUGCCUGCUUGGUUCCGCUUCAUCCAAUGCCUGAGGCGUUACCGUGACACCAAGAGGGCCUUCCCGCACCUGGUGAAUGCUGGGAAAUAUUCUACCACCUUCUUUGUCGUCACCUUCGCUGCCCUCUACGCCACGCACCGAGAACAAGGACACACGGACGCUGACAUGUUCUUCUACCUGCUGAUCGUGUUCUCCACCAUCAGCUCCCUCUACACCCUGAUCUGGGAUCUGCGUAUGGACUGGGGUCUGUUUGACCGCGGAGCAGGGGAAAACACCUUCCUCAGAGAAGAGAUAGUUUACCCACACAAGGCCUACUACUAUUGUGCUAUUAUAGAAGACGUGAUCCUACGUUUUGCCUGGACCAUCCAGAUUUCUCUGACCACAAUGACCAGCUUCCCCUCUGUGGGCGACACGGUAGCCACCGUGCUGGCUCCUCUUGAGGUCUUCAGGCGUUUUGUCUGGAACUUCUUCCGUCUGGAGAACGAGCACCUGAAUAACUGUGGUGAGUUUCGUGCUGUAAGGGAUAUCUCUGUGGCGCCACUCAACGCCGACGACCAGACGCUGCUGGAGCAGAUGAUGGAUCAGGAGGAUGGAGUGCGAAACCGCUCAGGCAAAAAGACCUGGAAGAGGUCCUACAGCCUGUCACUGCGACGCCCCCUGCUGUCCUCCUCACAAUCCAAGAAGGAUACAAAGGUGCUAAUUGAAGAUACGGAUGACGAGGCCUUCAGCUGAGUCCACAACGUCCUCGCUACACGCACACACACACACAAAUACACACACCUUGUUCCACUAUACUUAUAAGGACCUCAACCUCAGCCCUUCUCCCUCAUAGUUUAAUGUGUAGUCCUAACCUUCAGUCUUUAAAUCAGUGACUGUCCUCACCUCUAUAGAACAUACCUCAUCUGUAUAUCCUGGUGAAUAGUCUUUAUAAGUAUAGAAAUCACACAGUAUAAUGCACACACACACACACACACACACACACAAAGAUAAACCUGCUGAAGCACAAGUAUAGUGUAAUAUUGCUACAGUUUAUGAGAGAGCUAACGCCACGCUGACAAACGUCACUCAGUCAGUCAGUCAGACAGUCAGUCAGACUGACAGACAGGCAGGUGGACAGAUGGACAUAUGUCAAAGAAAUCCUGCUGCACAUAACCGGAGAGCCAAGACCACACUGCCCUUCUUUUUUUAAACAGACUUCUUUAGUACGUGUUGUUUACUUUGAAGAUAUUUUACGUUCUUAGGAUUCUACUUUUUAUUUUAUCUGGGGUUUAUUUCGAAGAAGCUGCACAGACGACUGUUUACACGCCUUUUUAACUCCGCUAGGAUCGACAGGGAGAAGACAAAGCCAAUCUAAAGACUUCAUACUAACACACAGAAACCUGAGGAAGGACUCACAUCGCAGCAUAUCAAAACUAAUCAACUGCUCGUUGAUUCUUUUUAUACGUCAUCUCUCUGUGUCUUUGUUAUUUUUUCGAGUUGUCUGUUUUAAAAUCUCAACCCUGGAGGCACUUGCAGGAAAAGUGCAUUUAAUACACAAAACACGAAGAAAAACAUUUUGAUUGAAGCAUUUCUAAUCAGAUACAUUUCUUUGUAAUAUAUUUAAUAUAUAUGGAUGUGCAUUAUUAUUCUACUGUAGUUGUUCAGUGCUUCUACUUGUGUUUGUACUAGUGAGACUAGUUGGAGCAUCCUCACAGUGAUUGUUUAUGUAUUUUAUAAUGUUUUUUCUAGGUUAAACUCGUUUUUAAUGAGCUCAUAUCUGUGCCCAACCUCAAAUUAGAGCAAAAUGGCUCAUAGACUGUAGUGUCAUGUUAUCUUAAAAUGCCCUGUUAACUAGAGCAAGUGUACACGCAUUGCAUUAAUUACCAAAGCGUUAUUUUUAUGAAUGUGUCUGUGGCUAGAGUAGCUCCGCCCAUGCAGCCUGCAUGAAUGAAUGAGAAGAUACCAGAGUCCAUUCAGGAUUGGAGUGUUUUUAAUGGGCUGUAUUUUGUUAACAGGCCUGAUCUUAGAGAUAAGUUGAGUAGGAGUGCUGGCGUUACCGCCAACAUGUGUGUAUACCAGAAUACGACGUACAGGUGGAUCGUGAAAUCAGUGGAUCUCAAACUGGAAGCUCCAGGAACAUUUUUAAAUUUUUAAAUGAACCAAACAUUCUUGCUUGUGAGGUCUGCAAGAAUUUAGAUGAGCCAGGUUCAUUCAGGCAGCAGUAAUGGACAAAACUGACAGAUUCUUUGAUAGGAGAAAUUGUGAUCAGACACUGUCCAAAACGAAUUGAUGAAAAUGUUCAUCCUGCUUUCUCGUGUUUUUGGUCUUAAAACGGGCAGUAAAUCAUCUGUCAGUGCCAAAGAAAUGCUGGAGAAUACUUUAGAGUAAAAUGUAGUUUAACUGUUUCCACUGAUGGAAGAUGUUUGGGAACUACUGGUAUACACUCUGCAGCUGUAACGCACCCCAUUUCGCACGAUCUAGGUUAGGUUUUCCACUUAUCUGCUCUUCUUGAGGAGAUUUCUUACCGUAGUAACUAGUACAAAAUGUGUUGCUGUGAUAGUUUGAACAGAAGACAAUACCAUUCAAGAUUAAAAACACUGGCCUACUUCUGUGAGCAUCAGGGUGUUUGGCAGUCAUCAAAUCUGACAAUGCUUCAUAAGCUCAUUCAUUUCUCUGUAUCCAGGCUUUAAUCAGUCUGUUUGUUUUUGUUACCUUAUCUACAUGUAGCCUGUCUGUGUUUAAUGCUUCACUAACUUCAUAAUGAUUUCAACUGUUGUGGUUUGUUAGAUCAGCUCUAAUGUGCUUACGGCCUGUGAAGGUUCUCAGUCGUCCAGGUGACGUGUCUGGAUAAUGUGCUAAUCCCUCACUCAUGGCUCUUCACAUUUGAAGAUUUUAAAGCAAGUUGCUGCUGUUGAAGGACCCCCGGCCCUCAGAGGAACGUUGCCGUGUGUUUUACUUCCUGUCCCUGCUUUGACCCCUUCGUUCUGCUCAGCUCUGCUCCUCUUCCUCCUCCCUGUGGCUCCACUGUGUCACCACCCAUCAGUCAUUAGACAAAGCACAGAGAGCUGCAGGACAGGUUUGUUACAGAAAAGUCCUGUUUCCUCUGCUCCGUUUUCCUUUUUUUAUAUAUAUAUAUCUCUUCUUAGGAAAGCCUCUUUGUGCAAUGAGUGUAUAAUGUGAACUGGAAGAGUAGAGAGUAAAAACUGUUUAGAAGGUGGAUAGCUUCUCUGUCCAUUUAAAUACUCACAAAACAUGACACACACACAUACACACACAUUGCCUCUCGGGUGUAGGAGAGCACAACACUCAGCAGGUGGUUUUGUAAAAAUAAAAUUAAAAAAAAGCUCUGUUGUCUUGCCUGCAUGCUGCUUUAGUUUUACAUUGUACAUAGCUCUUAAUUUAUUUGACCUAAUGUGUAUAUUAGUAAUCAUUGUAGCCACCAACAAUGAUGGAUUUCAUACGUUGCCAUUCUUCGCUCCAGGACAGGCAGUAUUUUGUAGGUGACGAGGAGCUUUUUGUUCACAAUCCUGCACUCUUUUUCAUGUGUAAAGCUGUUGAAACGUGUUUGUAUAAAAGUAGAAGAAAAAGAAAAAAGUAAUCCAUAGAAAUGGAGAAUGUGAUUGAUCGUAUCUUGCUGGUGAUUCCUUCGUAUUUCAAGGCUCCAUCAUCUCCGGGGAGGGAGGGUUAGGUCCAGGGUUUGUUGUGAAUGUGCAUGAAAAUACACUCACUUGCCGACGAAUGCGUUCUAAUACAGUCCUGGCUUCAUGAAGGGUAUAAUGUUCAUUUCACGUUGAGACAUCUGGAUGAUCAUUUUGGAGGAUGUAGUUCGUGGUGUUGUUAAACUAGGUUGAAUCAAAGCUAGUGAGUAAAACGUGGGUGCCAGAAAAAUACAAAUGUGUUCUGUGUAUUGCAGUUCAAUAGUAUAACAAACCAAACCCUGAAAGUUGAAAAAGUUGAAGGAACACGAUUUAGACAAAGUCUGAAUACCAUAACUUUCAGGAAGUUAAGAGGUUAAGUGUAGGACUAAAAUAUUAGGAUGCAUUCCUGGUCACUAGUCUACCUACUGACCUGAUGAGUGAGUGUAUUGUGGCCAUUUAAUCUGUUGCUGCUGAUAGAAGCACUUUGGAAAUAUUGUAGUGAGACGCAGGAACAGACCUCUGGCAGGUCAAGGAGGACCCACAUCACAACAGGAUGCUGUUAAACUGAUCCCAGAUCUGUCCAGGUCUCAGCUGAAUGUCUCCCAAACAGUUCGAGGUUCUCCUCUUUGCUCGCUGGAAGCACUUUGAGGUGCUUCUCUAUGAGCAAAACAAACCUUUAAAUUGAUCAGCGUCCGCUCUGAAAACAGGGUUAUUUUGUACAGUCUGUGUUGGGUGAGAUGAUGAUCAUCCCCGACGUCCUUGUUUUUCUCAUGGGUAAAAACCACGGAUGAUUUUUUUCAUUGCUUGCUGAAACCUUCGUGAUGUAAAGUGCUUGAUAUCUGUGCAACCUUCCCUCUCUCUCUCUGUGUUGUUUGUACUCUUUAAACUAGCUGAAUGUGAUAGUACCUGUAGUUCAGUAGAUGUUCUACUUUGAUUAAAAAAAAAAGGUUACAGAAUAAAUACAUAGUGGCUAAAUGUGAUUUUAAGAGACAUAAAGAAAGGAACAUGUCUUACAAUCUGAACCAUCCUCCCCAAGUCCCUUUUACAGAGUAGUCUGUACAUGUCGAGUGUAUAACACUGUUCUAUGAUGGUUUUUCUGAUGGUAUUUGUAUUUCUGUAUCCACUUUGGUGAUCCUGUCAUAUCUGGGUUUUAUAAACCACAAUUAUUUUUAAAACUCAA